GUAACACAAACCAAAACGAAAUGUUUAAAACAUUACUACUUGUAUCAGUACUCGCAUACCUGUGCCGGGGGUCGGAGGCCUACCUGACGGUAAAGGGCCGUGAGUUUCACUAUAACGGCCAACAGGUGUUCCUAUCGGGCGCUAACAUAGCGUGGAGUUCGGAGGAUUUGGGCCACGACUGGGGAAAUGGCAAGUAUUGGGAGCACAGGGCAAAAAUGCGCGAAUGGUUGGCCGGCAUUCACACCCACGGCGGGAAUGUGGCCCGAGUUUGGCUACACUUUGGCGGCGCUAUUUCGCCCGAGUUUGACGCCCAGGGAUACGUUGUGGGCACUGAUAGCCAAAACGAUUUGGUCAAAGAGCUACAGGCGCUCAUGGAUGACGCCCAGGCCAACAACGUGUUUAUUAUAUUGUGCAUGUUUACCAACAAUAUCUAUGCGAAAGACUCGGGUUUUAUAACCGACGAGAAGAAGAUUCAGUCAUAUCUGGACAAAGCGCUCGUACCUAUGGUUCAGGGGCUCAAAGGUAAGAAAGCGUUGGCCGCGUGGGAGAUAGAGAACGAACCGGAGGGUGCGAUGGAUAUCUGGACCAAAGAGACUGAUCCGCACACGUGUUUUGACAUUUAUCGGUGGCAAAAAAGUAACAAAAACAUGGGCUAUGAGUCCAAACAUCCCAUUAAACGAAUCCUGCGGUUCUUCAACUGGAUCUCGUCGACGAUCCACACGACAGACCCGUCAGCGCUGGUAUCGGUGGGCACAUGGAAUCCCAAGACCAGUACCGGUCAGUGCGACCAUUGUUUCAAUCUAUAUCAGGAUCAGUGUCUGGUGGCCGCGGGUGGCAAAGCCAAUGGUGUGCUGGACUUCUAUCAGAUGCACUCGUAUGAGUGCGGGGCAGAGCAUCCCAUCAAACGCACGGCUCAACAGUACUCACUCGACAAACCCCUUAUGGUCGGCGAGUUCUCCACCAAAAGGUCCUGUAUGUCGGACUCGGCUCAGGUGUAUAAACAUUACUACUUUGGCGGUUACGCCGGGUGUAUGGCCUGGCAGUAUAACGACCAUCAGGAUAAGGAUCGCGACUCCAGGGAUUACGCCUACAGCGUACCUGUACAGAGUUCGGUCACCCAGUUGUUGGGCUCGAUUGCAAGUGACCCUGCACACGAUUUGCUAAAUGACCCUUGCGCAAAAAAGUCCCGCGACGACGCCGGUAAAUGUCUCAUCCAGAAAAUCCCGGACAUUGACCCACACAGUACUGACCCAAAGUACAUAUGUUGUGUCACGUGGGUUGCCAGCGAUUGUCUGGCCUCGGCUGGCAAGAUCGACUGUACCGCCGCUGAGUUUGGUGCCCUGAGAAAGAUCCUGGACGAGAUUACUGCCCUAGACAUUUUGACCAUUAAACUUGCCCAAAUUACUUAUUUAUUCGUACCCGUGCAGAGCUCAGUUACCCAGUUCUUGGGCUCGAUCGCAAACGACCCUGUUACUGAUCUCCAAAAUGACCCAUGCGCGAAAAAAUCUGACGCCGAUGCCUCCCAAUGUCUCUACCAGAAACUGCCCGACAUCGACCCUGAUAACACUCAUCCCGAGUACCGGUGUUGUAUCUCAUGGGUUGCCAACGACUGUCUGGCCUCAUCUGGCAAGGUCGACUGCACAGCUGCUGAGUUUACCACGCUGAGAAAGAUCCUGGAUGAGAUUAUCGCCCUUGGUGAUGCCGGCGCCUGCAAGACCGAUUGCGCCUACAGCAUACCAGUGCAGAGCUCAGUCAUAAAGUUAUUUGGCUCAAUUACAAACGACCCUGUUACCGAUUUACAAAAUGACCCAUGCUACAUUAAAUCUUAUAACGACACGUUAAAAUUAUUUGACCAAAGAAUAUCGGGAAUUGACCAAGAUACCACAACAACCAAGGGUGUGUGUUGCAUAGGUUGGCUCGCCUAUGAUUGUGUAGCUUUGUCCGGCAAGGCCGACUGUACUUCGACUGAAUUUACAACGUUGCAAAAUAUACUGGAUGUGAUCAUCGCCCUUGCUAUUAUU
This is a messenger RNA of Medioppia subpectinata, 2021 nucleotides long. The record is from the annotation of a GenBank genome assembly. NCBI's taxonomy places the organism in Eukaryota, Metazoa, Arthropoda, Arachnida, Sarcoptiformes, Oppiidae.